This is a messenger RNA of Hibiscus syriacus, 1698 nucleotides long. RefSeq names its product cytochrome P450 90B1-like. Gene Ontology annotation, molecular function: iron ion binding; oxidoreductase activity, acting on paired donors, with incorporation or reduction of molecular oxygen; monooxygenase activity. Lineage: Eukaryota; Viridiplantae; Streptophyta; Magnoliopsida; Malvales; Malvaceae. The record is from RefSeq and is a predicted model, not a curated record. The coding region runs from base 111 to 1565 and encodes 484 amino acids. The transcript is spliced from 8 exons. Gene Ontology annotation, biological process: sterol metabolic process.
GAAUUAGGAUUCCCUUUGAACACACACAAAAAAAAAUAGAUUUCUGAUUUCUUUCUUGGAAAGCCAACACAAAAGAGGAGGAUUGAAGAAGCAAAAGGGUCGGUGUCUCCAUGCCUGACUCACACCAUCUCUUCUUCUUCCUUCCAUCUAUCUUAUCUCUGAUUCUCUUCUUCCUCCUCAUCAAGAGAAAACAAAGAAGGUAUAAUCUUCCACCUGGGAACAUGGGGUGGCCUUUUGUUGGUGAAACCAUGGGCUACUUGAGGCCUUACUCUGCUACAUCGGUUGGUGAAUUCAUGCACCACCAUAUAUCCAGGUAUGGGAAUAUCUACAAAUCAAACUUAUUCGGUGAGAAGACGAUAGUUUCUGCUGAUGCUGGGCUGAACAAGUUCAUAUUACAAAACGAAGGGAGACUAUUCGAGUGCAGUUACCCGAGGAGUAUCGGCGGCAUUCUUGGGAAAUGGUCGAUGUUGGUUUUAGUUGGAGAUAUGCAUAGAGACAUGAGAAUUAUAUCACUCAAUUUCUUGAGCAACGCAAGGUUAAAGACUCUUUUGAGAGAAGUGGAGAAGCAUACUUUGCUUGUUCUAAGUAGUUGGAAAGAAAAGUGUGUAUUCUCGGCUCAGGACGAAGCAAAAAAGCUCACUUUCAAUUUGAUGGCAAAAAACAUCAUGAGCAUGGACCCUGGACAUGCUGAGACCGAGCAGCUAAAGCAAGAGUAUGUUACUUUCAUGAAAGGAGUGGUUUCUGCUCCUCUCAAUUUGCCUGGAACCGCAUACAGAAAAGCCUUGCAAUCUCGAUCAACGAUCCUGAAAUUUAUCGAGAGAAAAAUGGUGGAGAGGAAAAGGAAGAUGAAGGAGGGAAAAGAAAACGCGGAGGAAGAUGAUCUUCUUGAAUGGGUUUUAAAGCAUUCGAAUCUUUCGUCAGAGCAAAUACUUGACUUGAUUUUGAGCUUGCUUUUUGCUGGACAUGAAACUUCAUCGGUGGCCAUAACCUUAGCCAUCUACUUCUUGCCAGGUUGUCCCAUGGCCAUUCAACAGUUGAGAGAAGAACACCUUGAAAUUGCCAGAGCCAAGAAGCAAUCAGGGGAGAUUGAACUCAACUGGGAUGAUUACAAGAAAAUGGAGUUCACACAAUGUGUUAUUAAUGAGACGCUUAGGCUUGGUAAUGUGGUAAGAUUUCUGCAUAGAAAAGCUCUUAAAGACGUUCGGUACAAAGGUUAUGAUAUUCCAUGUGGGUGGAAAGUGCUGCCAGUGAUUGCAGCAGUGCACUUGGAUCCCUGUCUUUUUGACCAUCCUCAACACUUCAAUCCAUGGCGAUGGCAGCAAAAUAACGGCGGUCAUGGGUCGGCAACAUCGUCAUCGUCGUCUCCGAGCAAUUACUUCAUGCCGUUCGGGGGAGGACCGCGCCUAUGUGCAGGAACGGAAUUGGCUAAACUGGAAAUGGCGGUAUUCAUCCACCAUUUGGUCCUCAAGUGCCAGUGGGAGUUGGCCGACACGGAUGAAGCCUUUGCCUUCCCAUUUGUCGACUUCCCUAAAGGCCUUCCCAUCAGAGUUCAAAUCUUAAAGUAGAAGGCUCAGCCGCUCGUGUUGGAUAUAGUAUAUUACGUGAAGAAAAAGGGCAAGACAAACAUAUUCUAAGUAUAUAUAUUUAUAUUCAUAUCCACCGUAUUAAUGUAAAUUUUUAUUUUAUUUUGGCUAGCAA